AUGUUUUUUUUACCUAACUCUGAGAAGGGAAGUAGCUCCAAGAUGGGUUUUCUUUACGUCUUCAACCUCAUUGUUGGAACUGGAGCUUUGGCAUUACCGAAAGCGUUCCAAACUGCAGGCUACGUUCUUAGCAUAAUACAUAACCUGAAAUUCCGUUUCAGUUACAUAGCAGCAACAUUCGUUAUUGAAGCGCUUUCCGUGGCAAACGCUGUUAAUGCUCGGAAGUAUGUGGUUGUCUCGGAAAGUGAUCCGUCGUUAUUUGAAAUUGUCCAAAAAGUAGAAGUAGGUCAUAUGACGUCGAUGUUUCUUGGUAGAAGUGGUGUGAUAUUCAGCUAUCUAGCCCUAAGUAUCUAUCUCUUUGGAGAUCUCGCCAUAUACUCCACGACAGUUCCGAAGUCUCUUAUGAACCUCAUAUGUGCCCCCAUAAACACAUCCAGCGUUAUGCCGACGGACCCAUGUCGAGAAGGCUGGCCAGAGUUUUUUCAUCGCUUUACAGUAUAUCGACUCUGCGUUGUUCUCUUCGUAACGAUCUGUACACCAAUGGUGAUCAUCGGUGUGGCGAAAACGAAGUAUUUGCAGCUAGCGACAUCCUUUUCCAGAUGGUCCGCGUUUAUUCUGAUGAUUGCAUUGGCUACGGCACAAAUGGUGAGUAGCGGUGCUGCUGUGACACCUACACCUGUUAAUAUUCAUGGAUUUGGAUCAUUGUUUGGUACGGCGGUGUACGCGUUUAUGUGCCACCAUAGCAUUCCGGCUUUGAUUACUCCAAUGAGAUCCAAAACGGGAUUAUUUUUCAAGCUCUCUGGCAUUUAUUUACUUGUUUUGGCGUUUUAUUUCACACUUUCUAUUACUGGUGCGUUCGCGUUCACCCAUGUGCAGGAUGUGUACACAUUGAAUUUCCUUCACGACGAGAUGACCUCGGUGUUUUACUUCAUUGUCGAUUAUUUCUUGGCUUUGUUUCCCGUGUUUACCCUUACGACUAAUUAUCCAAUAGUGGGAACUACUCUUAUAAAUAAUAUACGAGUCCUGCGGGAUGCGGUGUUCCCACCCGUAUCGUCAGAAGAGGAAUCAUUGUUAGAAGGUAAUGAUGAUGAGCGUGAUUCUAGGCUGAGGAGGAGUACCCGUGCUGAUCAAGUAGUAAUCCCGAUACUGGUGAUUGGCAUUCCAACAGUGGCAAGUCUGUUAACAGAGAACGUGCUACUACUGGCAACAGUAACGGGCUCUUAUCCAGGUGUCGCAGUGCAAUUUAUGAUACCAUGUUUCUUGGUGAUAUAUGCCCGGAAUCACGCAAGAAGUGUUCUCAACUCUCCCGUACCCAAAAAGCAUGGAAGUCCUUUCCAAUCCGUCUACUGGCCAUACGCCAUAUUUCUCUGGGCUCUGUUCGCAAUCAUUAUGGUUACUUUGAAUAUAGUGGGUGUACGAUUUUAG
Molecule: messenger RNA, 1425 nt
Organism: Haemonchus placei
Lineage: Eukaryota; Metazoa; Nematoda; Chromadorea; Rhabditida; Trichostrongylidae
Source: the annotation of a GenBank genome assembly